AUGUCGGACGGUGACGAGUCGUCAGCGACGAGUCUUUCUUCAGGACCACCACCUCCCCUUCCUCCCCAUUACUCUCACUACAUCUGCGCCACCUUCCCUCCUUCCUCUCUCGAGUCUACUAUAGCUAUGGAUCUUGUACUGCCCAUUCUCAUCGCAGGCGGCAUACAUCUGUGCUCAUGGUUCGGCGAACCACUGUUUUCUCCUCUGUACUCCAGGUGGCAUCUCAGCACGAUGGUAGAUCCGAUCACACAGUUACUAUCGUUUGAUUGGCUUCUAGGGAUGUCUGCUGCUCGAGGGGAGUAUGACGAUGCCACUGCCUCGAUGUUCUCCGCUGGCGGGACGAAACACGCGGCAGCGCUCGCCAUGCUUUUUCGAUCCAGAGCACCCUACUGCAUGGUCGACUUCCUUUCCCGGCCUACCUGUGUGGCCACCUACAACGGCUUCGUUUAUUCAGAAACAGGCGACAUCCUACUCAACGCCACUCCCACGACUCUGCUGCCGCACCCUCUCCUCGGGGACCCUCUCUUCACAGCUACCUUGUUGUCCGCUCUGUCGCUCUACGUGUUCGUCAUUGCCCUCUCUAUGGCCGCACUUUCCGUCAUUUUUUCUCUCGUCUUCCCGGCUCGUUUGUAUCCGAAAUUCAUGGGCUGGGCUGCGGUCCCUGCUUCUAUUUGGGUCAAGUAUGUCUGGCAGGCGACGGCUGCGGUGUUCUAUACGACCAUUCUUUCUGGUCUAGGGUUUUACAAGCGUCUCUUUGGUGGCAUUUCUGCUGAAGAGGAGUCUGAUGGAGUUGGCUUGUUGCCGGGUGCUUCCGAUCUGGUGACUACCCAGCAUCUCGAAGACGCUUGCAGGACGACCCAUUCCACUUCAUCGGCUCAAGGGACACCUAUAGUCUUUUCCGACACGGCUUUGCGAUCUCUCUCAAGAUCACCUCUCUCUGCUGUGGAGGCGUCUUCGUCUGCCUUACCAUCCGCGCCUAUUGUUACAGCGACUCCCAGCGUUCCCGACGAGUUCAUGGUCCCACCACCUGGGAAAGUCUAUGUCCUGUUGAAUACGCCGCCAAUCUCCGAUGUCCAGCUUGUGGAGAAGGAUGAACAACAGAUCUCAACCUUCAGGCCCUCUAUGUCUACUCAAAGGUUCCCUUCGCUCGUUGUUUCGAACAUGGCACUCGAGGAUAUCUGGCAGAACGGGUCUCCUCGCUCGACAACUGACUGUCAGAUUGCACCGCCUAUGAAGCCAGUGGUGCAGUCCGAACCUAGCGCUCGUUUUGAGAUUCUAAAGACAGCUGAGAGCACGGACGUUUUUCUUCAGGCUGAUACGACUGGAGAGUUCAAGAGCAGGAGCACUCAAUCCUCCACAAGCGCAGCAGCCACAAUCCAUGCUGCCGAAGAUCGCAAGUACAAGUCAACACAACACGUUACAACCUCUGACUCUAGUUCUCGAGCUCUCGCCUCCAAUAUGUCACCCUUCCUCUUCAAUAUCCAGGCGCAGGAGUUUCGCCCCAGUCCGACAGCCGGUCCACGCUCCUCCAUGCGUUUCUACGAUUCGCAUCUGAGCACUCCAUCUUCUGGUUCGGGAUCGGACUACUCCUCUGGCUCGUCUUCUUCUCCGUUCAACCCUAUUAAGUCCGCUGUAUCGAGCGAUAUGGGAUCCUUCACGGGCAUGAACGCUAUGAGAACCCGCUUCUGGUCCAAUGACGGCAGAAGCCCUACUCCUAACCCCUCGUACUCUUCUCAUCACGGUCAGAGCCGAGUUCUUCGUGCUCUCGAUCCCGCGACUUUGACUAUGGAUCCGACUUCUCGGUUGGUGGCGAGCGUUAGUUUUGAGAAGGAGGCUGAGGUCGAGAUCUUGGAGAAGGAAGCUAUGGCAUCUUGGAAGGGCUCUCUCUUCGGUGCCGACAUGGACGACGGAAUUCCGAGAUUGGAGACUAUCGCGAGCGUUACUGAAUUGGGAGAAGAAGUUGAUGGUGUAGAUGAUGAUGGCGAGGGCGAAACAGACGAACAAGGUGCCUUGGCUGGGUGUGAGAGUGAGGGCGGCGAGGAAGAGGAUAUCGAAAAGGCCAAUAUUAUCAACUCUUCCAAGUAUUGUCCACCAGCCCUUCGUGGAGUUCGUCCUCAACCCCUCGACGUUCAGUCACGUGCACGCUCGUUCUCCGAAAAUCCUACUACCCCUUCCGAUGCCUUUCGUCACCUGGGCAGUCUAGACCGCAAUACUGACCGCCAGAGGACUAUAUCUGAACGCGACGUUGAACCGGACCUGGAGUGGUUGUCAAGGAAGGCGACUCCGCCCCACUCAGCCAUCAAGCGAGCUCCUCGCGGUCCAGCCCACGAUCCUUGCCCUACGGCAUCUGUCGUCUGUCGCACGAGACUUUCGCCUCUCAAGACCAAGGACCAAACUGAUGCAGUGAACUCCGACUCCUUCCGCACCACUGCCAUUGAUGAACUCUCGCACUCUAAUCUCGAAGCCGACCAGUCGAAACAGGCCAACAUUCAAGAUGGCCCCGUCUCGCCCAACUUGCUUCUGUUAGGCAAUUUCUUGAACCGAUACCGUAUGAGCUCUCGUGGACAGGCGGAGGAUACGCAGGAGGGCAAGGUUGAAGGUCUGAGUGAGCAGUCUGGCGAAAGAGCUACGGGCUGGAUCGACUCUCGUACCGGACGCUACCGCACGAGGAGCGCGCAAGCGGCGGAGAACAUUCGUGGAGUGGGUCCUCUCUGA
This is a messenger RNA of Stereum hirsutum FP-91666 SS1, 2715 nucleotides long. RefSeq lists its product as uncharacterized. The transcript has 4 exons. The coding region runs from base 1 to 2715 and encodes 904 amino acids. NCBI's taxonomy places the organism in Eukaryota, Fungi, Basidiomycota, Agaricomycetes, Russulales, Stereaceae. The record is from RefSeq and is a predicted model, not a curated record.